AUGGAUGGUGAACUACCUAUUCCUAUGCCGGUGGAGACGAUCCGCCUUGCCUUUGAAGAGCUCAAACGAGCAGUCACUGUUGAUCUGAACACUCAACGUGGUGAUGCUGCUCGACUUGAUGAACGUAAACGGCACUGUCUUCGUUUACUUCAUUUGCUCAAUCAGCAUACUCAUCUCUUUCUUGCGGAAGAGCGAGGAAUAAUCUCAAGUAGUAUUGAGGACAUGGUUGCUCACCUUGAGGACGCUUCCCAUCGCUCAGCAGAUCUGGCUGAUAAACCCUUCUUUGCAACCACAUCCACCGUUCGCACAGGUAGACGUGGCCGACCACGCAUCGAAAUUGAUCCAGGUCUACUUGCAGUUGCAUUCGAGCUUCGUGGACCGAGCCAUCUCGCUACUACAUUCAAUGUCCAUCCACGUACUAUUCGCCGUCGAGUUCUGGAGCAGGGAUUAGCUGAGCCAGGUGAACCUGUCUACGUUGAUUAUGAGCAGCCUGAUGGCUCGAUUGCACGAGUAUACCGUUCCUCAACCGGUGCAGUGUCAGCCAUUGAUGAUGAGGAGCUCGACGGCAUAGUCCUCUACAUCCUGGAUGCUUUCCCUGGCUUUGGUCGCCGCAUGAUCGAUGGCCAUCUGAAAUUCCUAGGCCACCAUAUUCCCCGCUCUCGCAUUCAAGCAUCUUAUGCCCGUGUCCAUGGUGCACCAGCAUCAGGGUUUGGUCCAAGACGCAUUGAACGUCGAGUUUACAAUGUCCCUGGCCCGAACUCCCUAUGGCAUCAUGAUGGGCAGCAUGGGCUUAUCCAAUGGAAGUUUGUCAUCCAUGCUUUUGUCGAUGGCUUUUCAAGAUUUGUUGUUGGCAUUCAAGUCAGUAGCAACAAUACUGCUCGAACCGUGCUUGAUGUCUUCAUUGAUGCCAUUGAGGUGCACGGUAUACCCAGUCGGGUACGCGCCGAUUAUGGAACCGAGAAUGUUCUUGUUGCUGCACUCAUGGAGGCCCUAAAAGGUGUGGAGAGAGGCUCGUAUAUUUGGGGCCGAAGCGUUCACAAUGUCCGGAUAGAAAGACUAUGGAGGGAUGUUACACUCGGCUUUGGCCAGAAGUGGAAAGCCUUCUUCCAGGCCCUCGAGGUUCACGAUGGGCUCAAUCAUAAUCUGAACGGUCACAUCUGGCUUCUCCACCACCUCUUUUCUGAUGCUCUGAAUGCUGACGCCCUUGCUUGGGCUGAGGCAUGGAAUACUCACAUUCUCUCUGUUCGGGGUGAACGACAACGAAGCCCAAAGGACAUGUUUGUCUUUGGCAUGAUGGACAAUGGCAUGCGUGGCCUGGGAGAUGGAGAUGGUCCCUCAGUGGACGAUGUUGAGCUUUCAGCCGAAGAAAUUGCAGAAUUUGGUAUUGAUUGGACCGACAUUGAUGAUACAGUCAUCCAUGCUCAUCAUAACUCCAAUAACCCCGCAGAUGAGUUAGGAGAAAAUCCCUUCCUAACCCAUCAGCCACAGCAUUUAUCCCAUGUGCCUGUUGAAGAGCCUCAUCGUUCGAGUGCCUCCAUGGUCAGCACUAACCCUAGCAAUCCUCCCUCCGCACCACAGUCACAAGUCUCAGAGCUUAUCUCUGGCCCUAUUGCAAGUGCCUGGGAACCACUGACCUCGCAGCCCUUAGCUCCUGGGACCACAAAUGACCGACGACAUAGUCAUGCAGCUGCCAGUCGUACUCGAGCCACGGCUGCAGCUUUCAGCACUCCAGCAUCAUCUUUGCGAGUCAGUGUGCCAAGGGCAGGUCCAUCGCAUCGCAUGUACCCCUCCUCGCAGGCUGGCACCAUUCGUGAAUUCCAACAAGGCCAGCGGACAACAACGACAACAACUGCGUCGACAUCACGAUUACCUGAGACACACAAGUUUCUCAUUCUUCUACUUCCAUACGGAUAUAAGCAACCAGUGUUAAUAAAAAAACAGCCAAAGGGUGUUACGGCGUUGGACGAUUCAAAUAUCAGGCUUCCAGAGCUCAGACUAACGUCACCGUCUACAAACUCCCAUGUCUUCAUUGACACCCUCAGCCAUUUCCACUUGGCCCUUGAGAUUACUAUCACUGCUAAAUCGAACGAACCAGUUUGGCAGGUCAUACAUCGAGAACUGGUUCAACAUGCCAUCAAUCGCCACCUCACCUUUCCCGGUUUCAUUCUUUCUCCUGACACCAAUCGUUACGUUGAGUCACCAUUCGCUUUACUGCAGCUUGGCUAUCAGAAUCAGCAGGGCCAGAAAAUAAAUGAAUGCAAGCUUCCUGGAUAUGACAUCACGCUGUCUAAACUCAUCAAGACAUCAAAACAAAAGCAUCCCGAUCGUGACUUGCGAGUUAUCUUUUACGCUGGACGCUCCCUGAUGCGGGGCCCUGCUCUUCCGGGGGCUGAAGACCCACACCCCUGCUUUGUCCUUCGCAUCAUCCAUCGUCUCCGAGAGAAGGGUGCACUACCUCCAGUAGACAAGGACGACGACGAUUUCAUUGCUGCAGCAUGUGUUCGGGGGUGUCCUGGAUAUCGGGCAACAUCGGUUUCCUCUACUUCCUCUGUUCAAGAGUAUCGGCAGCCUAUUGCAUCCUCAUCCUCAUUCAACUCAAGGCAAACAGGAACAAGUUCCUCUUCAAGUUGGAGUCUCUUUGAUCCCGCUUCUGAUGACGAUGCUGAUGUUGACGCUGACAAUGAAUUUUCAGCUGAUGGCUUUCUUUCCAUGGACGCUAUAUCUGACACCUCGAUGCCCCCGACACCGAUUUCAGCAGUACCAGAGGCUCUGCCGAUGUCGUCUGUACAUAGAGGCGAGGCAUUUCAUACUCUGUUUGACGCAGCAGCAGGUUCCUCAUCCCAGCUUGCACCUGCUCUCGAUGAGCCUAGCACUUUACGCCGGUCGACUCGCCAUCGCCUUCUUGCCAAUGUGAUCAACGUGGACUCCAGCGACUCAGAUUCAGCAGCCCAUGUCAGACCAACAAUUGAUACUCGCUCCGCAGCCAUUCUUCAUUCUACACCGCUUGCUUGGCAAGCAUCCAUUCUCCGCACCAUGCGCUCCUCCCAUCCAGAGGCUGUCACCGCAAUACACAUUAAUGCACCAACAGAGAAAGACGCUGCUCAGGCACUUAUCAAUUGCCUUGUUGCUCACCACUCAGGCAUUCCCAUUUCAACACUCGUGUUCUCAGAAGGGGUUGAAGUUGCGGUGUUUUCAUUUGACGCCCUCCCCCAUGGUAUUUGUCACUUCCAAGUGGGCUCAGGUGUGGGUAAUGGUGUCGAGCAUGCCGUGCUGCGAUCAGCCAUCAAGAUGAUAGUUGACGACCCAUGCUAUUGGCAAAACCACGAUGGUUUUGCACUUUGGGCUUUGCGCCCUAAUCCUGAGCACACAACGUUGGCUCGUCAAGCUCGUGCCAAGGCUCACGGAACUCUCUGUGCGCUUCAUAUGAUUUCAAUGGCUGCACUCCCAUGCCCGAUUUCUCCCUUCCUCAUUCUUCUCACAAUUCAAGACUUUUCGACCCUUAUUGACACCACAUUCAUCAAGAAAAUACACUCUGAAAUUGCUGAUACUCUCCUUGCUUGGCCCAUGGAUCCCAGCACCCCCAUCGAUAUCACAAACCGCGAAGAGUACAAUCGGCUGCGCCCUGUUGUCAUGUCGUAUUUAAACGCCUCCUCGCUCGCAUUCUUAAGUGAUGCCAGUGAAGAGGAGCGGCAGAACUGGACACUCAUCAUUUAUGCAAAGUGCCUUCUUGCGGGGCCGAACGAACAUAUCAAGGCACUGCCCGAGAUCUCUGCAUUUGCGGAAGGAUUCAAUCUCCGUAUCUCACCUUACAUGCGGCUGAACGAUACAUUUGGGAAUGCCCAGACAACUAAGUCCCUCUUGGUAUUAAUGGAUGCCCGUCAACUUCAUUCGCCCACUCAACUCAUCGACAAGCUCCAUGUUAUUGACAAUCCUCAAGAUGAAGCAAUCGGUGCAGUCUUUCAUUCCCAUUUCGCACGAUACCUGCGUGGUGUGGGGCAUCCAAUGCCUGAGGAUCCUUUGACCGACUUUGUCAGUGAUGCGGGACGUCGCGCUGAAGCUGAGAACCCAAUAUACCGCGCUCAGCAGUUCUUGCAAGUCAGCACAGGCUCAGAUAUUGUUCCAACUGAUGCUAACUGGGCAAUUGAGAUGCGGUUUGUCUGUGCAAUCCCACGUCGCGCAACUCCACCUCGUGGUGGUGCCAGCUCCAGCGAGGACUCAGGAAACUCUGAUGGUGUCCCAUCCAAUACGAUGAUACAACUACAACGAAGUUCGACCUAG
Pleurotus ostreatus (oyster mushroom) is the source of this 4278-nucleotide messenger RNA. RefSeq lists its product as uncharacterized. Bases 1 to 4278 code for a protein of 1425 amino acids. The record is from RefSeq and is a predicted model, not a curated record. Gene Ontology annotation, biological process: DNA integration. The transcript has 13 exons. Gene Ontology annotation, molecular function: nucleic acid binding. Lineage: Eukaryota; Fungi; Basidiomycota; Agaricomycetes; Agaricales; Pleurotaceae.